This is a messenger RNA of Labrus bergylta (ballan wrasse), 12952 nucleotides long. Lineage: Eukaryota; Metazoa; Chordata; Actinopteri; Labriformes; Labridae. The record is from RefSeq and is a predicted model, not a curated record.
GGCAGUGCGAAAUUUUGUUGUGCUUUUAUAAUAAAGAGAAGUUAUUGUAGCGGUUGUGAUGCUAAUGUUAGCUUAGCACACAACCAGAGCUGCAGCCAUGUCUUCAAGUGGGAUUCACGCGCUCCUCCUCAAACUUCACGAGUCACUUUCAGAUGAAGACUCGCGAACUGCGGCGCUGAGAUGUCACGACAUAGUGGGUGACCUGGGACAGGAGUGCAUGCUAGCACCGACAGAGAAUGAUCUUGCUCUUCACACGUCCUUACUGUUCUCCAAAGACUGUGGACUGCUCAUCUUCCUCAGGAAGUCCCUGACAUCCGAUGAGCUCCGGGACACCAGAGUCGAUAUCUUGUGUUUUCUGGAGAAGUUCUUGGACCCAGUCUCGCUGAGAGUCAAAGGAUGGGAGAAGACGUACGCCAUCGACAUCAAAGACACGUGCAUGGCUGUGUACACCAAGGAAAAAGUAGCCAAAUGCAGGACUCCAGUUCUGGAGCUCCUUAUCAAGUCAGUUCUCCAAACCACGAGGGCGUCCACUGUGGCCGCAGACCUUCGAAUCUGCGACAUGUUCAACAGGUUUUACAGCGAGCUCUGUCAGAAGAGUAAACUCUCAGACUCCGUUCUGGGGAAGCUCUAUGAGCUGCUGGGCGUUCUUGCCGAGGUUCACCCAAGCGAGAUGGUCAACAACUCUGACAAACUGUACAGAGCUUAUCUGGGGGAGCUGAAAGAACAGAUGACGUCGGCAACAAAAGAACCCAAACUCUUAGUCGUGGCCGGGUGUUUGAUAGGACUCACCGCUCUGAUGGUCAACUUCACCAAGACCAUGGAGGAAGAUCCGGCGACAUUGCAGGAUAUUUUUCAGUACGCCCUGAAGGCCAUCAGUCCCAAGGUGGAAAUGACCCGCUAUGCUGUCACGUUUGCCGGACUGCGACUGUUUGCCAGACAUGCCUCUCAGUUCAGCGGCUGCCUGAUGGAUCACUACAGAGCUCUGUUCGAGGUCAUGUCCAAGCUCUGCGGACACAUCAACGUAGAGAUGAAGAAGACCAGUUACUACGCACUCGAGGCUUUCCUCAAACAGGUCGCCGUGCUGGUGGCCGAGAAUAUCGAGGAGCACAAAAGCAAGUUGAAGUUCUUCAUGCAGAAGUUCUGCGGCAUCAUCAAGACGAUGGACUCGACACAUAAGGAGCUGUCCAUCGCCAUACGAGGAUACGGAUUCUUUGCAGGCCCGUGUAAGAAAGUGUGCCCUCAGGACGUGGACCUGAUGUAUACGGAGCUGAUUCAGCGCUGUAAGCAGAUGUACCUGACAGAGUCUGACGGGGAGGACGACAGCCUCUACCAGCUGCCCAGCUUCCUCGACUCCAUCGCCAGUGUCCUCAUCCACCUGGACAAGAUCCCAGAGGUGUACACUCCUCUGCUGGAGCGCCUCCUGGUGGUGCAGAUCGACAGCUUCCCUCAGCACAGUGAGAGGAUGCAGAGUGUGUGCUGCAGGUCCAUCCUGAAGGUGCUGGUGGCCAUGGCCUCUAAAGGACCCGUUCUGUGGAGUUUCAUCAGCUCUGUGGUGCACCAGGGCUUGAUUCGUGUCUGUUCCAAACCCAUCGUGAUGUCCGAGGACAAAGACGGCUCUUCCUCCAAGUCCUCACAAGUCCGAGCUGGAAAGUGGAAAGUUCCCUCGAGUCAGAACUACCUGGCUCUGUUUAAAAACCUCCUGGACUGCGAUCGGCUGAAGGAUUCAGGAUUUUUGGACGGAGCUUUUGAAAGUCAGAACGCCGCCCUCGUGUCUUUGAGUCGUCUCCUCUAUGAUGAGUUGGUGAAAUCGAUCCUCCGAAUCGUGGAGAAGUUGGAUUUAUCCGUGCAGAAAGUGGCAUCAGGAGAGGAGGCUCCUGAUGAUGCUCAUGUCCUGCCCUCCUCCGACCCCACAGCUCACCUGCUGCCCAACAAGAUCAAAGACUUCACCGCCUUUAUCAACCUGGUCGACUUCUGCAGCGAGCUGUUGCUGAAUAACCACGUGGAGUAUUUUCAGUCGUGGGUUUAUCCUCUGAGCCACGAGCUCAUCCUCCACUCCAUCAGAAACCCACUCGUCAGUGGAUUUUACAAACUGCUCUCUGUCAACAUGAAAAUAUCAAAGAGAAUCAAAUACUACCAGGGAGUCGGCCUGAAGAGCUCUGUGUCCCCUCAUAGUGUCGUGAAGAGUGCCAGUUUUGCCCUCUUCUCUAAGUUUGGAAAAGAGGUGUGCGUCAGGAUGAAGCAGUACAAAGACGAGCUGCUCGCCUCCUGCCUCACAUUCGUCCUCUCGCUACAUCACAACAUCAUCGCCCUCGACAUCAAGGCGUACUGUCCCGCUCUGGAGGCGGCUCUGAAAAUGGGUCUGAGUCACGUUCCUUUAGCAAACGUCGCCCUCGAUGUUCUUGAAGACUGGUCCUCGCACAUCGCCCCGGAGACCAUGCAGCCCUGCUACUCCAACAUCCUCCCUCUGCUGGACGGGUACCUGAAGACCACCUCCAGCGACAACAAAGAGGACAGUAACUGGGAGGUGAUGUCUUCAGUGUCUUCAAGAACUGAACGAGGUUACAGCCGCGUGAUGACGAGGCUGCUGAAGAAAUCCAACCAGCUCACCGUGGAGGAGGCUCCUCUGGUGGCGGUGAGGCUCCGGGUAGUGAAGUUACUCGGCCACCUGGGGGGAAAGCUGAACAGGAACCUUGUGACAGUGGUGUCAUCGGAGGAGAUGAUGAAGAAGUUUGUGGCCUGGGACUCUGAGAAGAGGCUCAGCUUUGCGGUGCCGUUCGCUGAUAUGAAACCGGUCAUCUACCUCGACCCGUUCCUGCCUCGAAUCAGCGAGCUGGCUCUGUCCACCAGCGACAGGCAGACCAAAGUCGCCGCCUGUGAGCUGCUGCACAGUCUGGUGGUCUACAUGGUUGGAAAAAGUGCUCAGAUGGUCGAAGGGACGAAUACUUUACCUCCGAUGUACAAACUGCACAAGAGGCUGUUUCCUGUCCUGCUGCGUCUGGCCUGUGAUGUGGAUCAGGUGACCCGUCAGCUCUUUGAGCCGCUGGUCAUGCAGCUGAUCCACUGGUUCACAAACAACAAGAAGUUUGAGAGUCAGGAUACAGUGGCUGUCCUGGAGGCCAUCAUGGACGGCGUGGUCGACCCCAUGGACAGCACUCUCAGAGACUUCUGUGGCCGCUGCAUCGAGGAGUUUGUCAAAUGGUCGAUCAAACAAACAACCCCGAAGCAGCAGGAGAAGAGCCCGACAAACAUGAAGUCUUUGUUUAAACGGAUCUACAGCUUGGCGCUUCACCCUAACGGCUUCAAAAGACUCGGCGCGGCGUUAGCCUUCAACAGUAUCUACAGACUGUUCAGAGAGGAGAGCGCGUUGGUGGAGCAGUUUGUUUUCGAGGUUCUCGUCGUUUUCAUCGAGAGUUUGUCUCUGGCUCACUCAGACGAGAGAUCUAUGGGUACGCUGCAGCAGUGUGGCAGCGCCAUCGAUCACCUGAAGAGAAUCAUCAAACAGAAAGCUGCGAGUCUGAACGAGCAGAGUACAAAGAGACGCGUCCCCAGGGGCUUUCCCCCUGACGAGAGGCUGAGUCUUUCCGAUGUGGUUUCGUGGCUCCUGGAACAAUGUGGCCGACCUCAGACAGAGUGCAGACACAGGUGUAUGGCGCUCUUCUAUGAGUUCAUACCUCUCCUCCCAGGUAAGAAGUCUCCUCCUCAGUGGUUUGACGGCAUGCUGAAGGAAGAGGGCGUCGGUUUCCUGAUCUCACGGUUUGAGGGCGGGGGUCUCCUCUCCCAGCCCACCCUCAGAGACCUGAGCGGUCCUUUCAGCGUCAGAGCCGCCCUGCAGUGGAUGGACCUGCUGCUGGCUGCUCUGGACUGCUACAACACCUUCAUCAGUUUGCACAUACUGAAACCUCAGCACAUGCUCAACUUGAAAGAGAAGUCGAGUUUUCUGAAAGCUGUGAGUUUCUUUUUGAGCGAGCUGUCAACUCGGGACCUAUCAGCAGCAGAGAGCUGUUUCCCAGUCGGAGAGAAGACGUCUCACUUCAGCCCCAGAGAGGUGGACCAGUACAACUUCAGCAAGUGCACCAUCAUCGUGCGCUUGCUGGAGUUCACCGCCAUGAUCCUCGUCAAAGCAGACCAGGACUUUUGGAAGCUCCUAGAAGAAGACGUCUUUGUGCCAGCCUUUUACGAGCUGACGGCGCUGGUGGUGUGUGAGCCGUCCUCCGUUGGCUUCAACAUGGCUGACGUGGAGGUGAUGAAGAAGCUUCCAGAAGUGUGUGUUCCUUUACUGACGACCCUGCUGGCCUCACCUUACUGCUCUCGUAUUGAAAGCAGUUUGCGGACAAAGAUCUCCCGUAAAAGCGUGGAGGAGCUGUGUGCCGUGGAUCUCUAUCAGUGCAGCUCUGUGAGCCAUCAGGACCACAUGGAGAUGGUUCUGUCCUCAUGCAAACAGAUCCACAAAGCCGGCUUCCUCGUCUCCAUCCUGCACAGUCAGGAUGCCGUUUAUGCCAGAUCCCUGGGCUCCAGACUCCUGAUGACCGUGUAUAAAGGAAUCGCUCCGGGUGAGGACAGGAAGGCUCUUCCAUCUUUGGACAUCAACACUAAAAGGCUGGCUGACGGCCUGCUGCAGCUCUCCUUCUCUCUGAGUGAACAGAGUGAGCAGCUGGUGGAUUUGUUGCUGAACACCAUCAUGCUCUCUGUGCCCAUAUCUGGAAGUCACAGUCAUAACUUCCUGAGCUUCUCACACGGCGAGUACUUCUACAGCCUCUUCCAGACGACCAUCAACACCGAGCUGCUGAGACGUCUAAGCACCACCGUCCCACACCUCAUGAGGGCUUCCUCUCUAAACCAGACCAUGGUGAGUGUGUUGCUGAACGGCAUGCUGGACCACAGCUUCAGAGAGCGCUCUGUGAGGAAGACUCAGGGGAAGCAGCUGGUGGACGAGGUGCUGAAGAGAUGGAACAGUCUGCAGUCGUGGUGGGAGGGGCCGUCUGCAACCGCAGAGAGCAAAACCGCCACGCUUCUGCUGCUCUCCAAACUCUUGCAGAUCGACUCGUCUGUCUGCUCUGAUAUCAACCACGAGGCGUUCAGACCCGUGUUUUCCACUUUCACUCUGCUCCUGGUUGACAUGAAUCUGCCGCUGAAUCUAAAGAGUCAGGCCCUGCUGGUGUUGCCGUUCCUCACCUCCCUACCUGACGAGCCGCUCUCUGAGCUGCAGAGAUCUCUGGACGCUCUGGUGGCCUCGCACUUCCCCAUGACGUCUGACGAGUUCGCUAAAGGCUCGCUGCACCGCAACAACUACAUGGACUGUGUCAGAAAGCUGCUGGACGCCCUGGAGCUCUCUCAGAGUCCUCUGCUGCUCAAACUGAUGGCACUGAUUCUGUGUCGAGACAAAAAGCACAUCAUGGAGGAGAGCUUCCAAACCUGCUUCCAGAGGAUUGCUAAGCGGUCGAGUGUUGAGCGUCAGCUGCAGCUGCUGUGUGCCAUGUAUCAGGUGAUCAAUCAGGGUGACGUGCCCAUGAGCUCCAUGCUUCAGGCCAUGAUGGAGAGAGUCCUGCUGCCUCUGUCCUCUCACUGCAGCAGCAAAGCCCUCAACGACUUCUUUGUGGCAAACGUCUCCGACAUAACGGCUCUACUGCUCAGCCGCUUCACUAAGUCAAAUGUUUCAGAGUUUGAGACUCAAUUGCUGAAGAAGACCGGCUGCUUCAAGCUGAUGGAGCUGCUUUAUUCUCGACUUCCUAAAGAAGAAGUUUACUCAAAGGAAUCUCGUAUCAACCAGGCGCACUGCCGCUCGGAGAAGACGGAGGGCAACGAGCUGUCCAAGAUGUUGAUCAAGUCAUGUUUUGAGGUGUUCACUGAGAACAUGGCGGGUGAGACUCAGCUGCUCGAGCUGAGGAGACACUUUCACUGCGCUGCCUAUAACUGUGCCAUCGCCGUCAUCAGCUGCAGCUUCAGCGAGCCCAAAUUCUACCACGGCUUCCUCUUCAGCGAGAAACCCGAGAAGAAUCAGUUCAUUCUGGAAAACAUCAUCGACGUUGGGAGGAUCUACAACUUCCCCAUUGAGAUCGAGGUCCCACUCGAGAGAAAGAAGAAGUAUGUGAUGAUUCGAAGGGAAGUGAACGAGGAGAACGGAGACGCUCCGGUGUAUCUGUCCUCUCAGUCGUACAUGGCCGACAGCAGCCUGAGCGAGGAGAUGAGUCAGUUUGACUUCUCCACCGGAGUCCAGAGCUUCUCCUUCAGCUCGCAAAACCCUGAUGGACACAGACGCAGCGUGGCCCAGAGAGAGACAGAGGAGACAAAUCUGUCCCAGCAUGCAUCAGUGGAUCUAGAGAUGGACGAGCUGAAUCAGCAUGAGUGCAUGGUGUCGAUGGCUGCUCUGAUUGGACACAUGCAGAGGAACAACAUCACCCCGAAAGUGGAACAGGGAAGCACGCCCAGUGAUCUUCCUCCGUGGAUGAAGUUUCUCCACACAAAGCUCUCAAAUCCGUCCACACCUCUGAAUAUCAGACUGUUCAUCUCAAAGCUCAUCAUCAACACAGAGGAGGUGUUUCGACCAUACGCCAAACAUUGGCUCGGGCCGCUGCUGCAGCUUGUUGUGUCUGGAAACAACGGAGGAGAGGGGAUUCACUUCAUGGUGGUGGAAGUCGUGGUCAUAGUGCUCUCCUGGACGAGCAUCGCCAGCCCCAAGGGAAACCCCAGAGACGAGGUGCUGGCUAAUCGUCUGCUGGAGUUCCUGAUGAAGCACAGCUUUCACUCUAAGAGAGCCGUCUUCAGACACAACCUGGAGGUCAUCCGCACACUGGUGGAGUGCUGGAAAGACUGUCUGCAUGUACCUUACAGUUUGAUCUAUGAUAGAUUCUGCGGCACCGACCCGAACAGUAAAGAUAACUCUGUAGGACUCCAGCUGCUGGGAAUCAUCCUCGCCAACAACCUCCCUGCUUAUGACGCCUCCUGUGGAAUCCAAUACGACAUGUACAUCCAGUGUCUCACCAACAACGUGUCCUUUGUGAGAUACAGAGAAGUCUACGCAGCCGCUGCCGAGAUCAUCGGCCUCAUCCUGAAGAACAUGACUGAAAUGGACGACCUUCAUCAGGAACUUCUGAAUCUUGCUGCGAGUAAAAUAACGAACCUGAAGAAGAAAGAUAUGGACGACAAGUUCAUCGUUUGUUUGAACAAAGUUUCCAAACACUUUCCUCCCUUUAUGGAUCGCUUUGUGAACCAUGUGUUCUACCUGCUGCCGAAGCUUCACGGCCUCUUAAAGACUCUCUGUUUGGAGUGCGUGCUGAGCCGAGCAGAAGUCAUCCCUGACAUCUUUCUGCAGCUGAAGACCUCCGGCUUCAGUCAGAUGAUGAGCCACAGGGAUGAAGCGAGGCAGAGAGUGUGUCUGGAUAUCAUCCAUAAGAUCGUCGCUCUGCUGACGCCUGUUCAGCUUCAGGAGCUUCUGUCGGCCGUCAUGGCGUUUACCUCUCACCCCUCCCCCGUGUGCAGAGAGAGGAUGUACGACAUCCUCAUGUGGAUACAAGACAACUACAGUGAUGCAGAGAGCAUGGAAGACGACAUCUCAGUGGAGGUUUUGAAUGCAGCUAAAGAAAGUCUGCUUCGAGGACUCUCUGAAGAGAACCAGGCCCUUCAACUUUAUGUCCGUAACUUCUGGAGUCAGGAGAAACGUCUUCCCACUGCGACCCUGGAGCGGAUGUUGUCUGUGCUCGGCUCUCUGUACUCCUGUCACAUAGAGAGAUGUUUCUUAAGUUUGGCCACCAAUCUGCUGCUGGAGACCACGAGUCAGAGUCCAGACUUCAGCAGGAACAUGUUCGAGUACCCUCUGUCAGAGUGCACCUUCCAGGACUAUGUGAUUGAUUCUAACUGGCGCUUCAGGAGCACGGUGAUGACGCCCAUGUUUGUUGAAACUCAAAACUCUCAGGGUCCAGAGAGCAUGGCGGCAUCUCAGUCUGGAUCCAUGAAGGGGAAGCUCAGAGCGACUCAGACUACUUUAGAGUUCUCGCAGACGCAAGCUGCAGGUCGGAGCACGACGUAUAACUGGCUGACGGGCAGCAGCGUGGACACUCUGGCUGAGUACUCGCUGGGCUCCGAGUCUCUGUCGUCACUGAUGGUGUUUGAUAAGAAAACAGAGAGACGGACUGCAGCCAGGAGACCCGUGGGAGAAGGGUUCGGUCUGAGGCGCCUAACUGCAUCGACAUCAGACGAGGUGGACAGUCGCACCAGAGCAGCGAACGAGCAGCGUAACAACAUCCUGAGAUUGAGACGCAGAUUUCUGAAGGAUCAGGAGAAAGUCAGCUUGAAGUUUGCACAAAAAGAGAUCCAACAUCAAAGACAGAAACAGGAAGAUAAAGCCGACCAGAGGCUGAGAAAAGAGGCUCAGGUGACUCUUUAUCGAAACUACAGAGUGGGAGACUUUCCAGACAUCCAGAUCUCAUACAGCAGCCUCAUCACCCCCCUGCAAGCUCUGGCACAGAGAGAUCCCAUCUUAGCCAAACAGCUGUUCAGCUCUCUGUUCGCUGGAAUCCUUCAAGAGAUGGAGAGACACAAAGCGAGAGGAGAGAGCGCGAGGACUACAGAGGAGCUGCAGACGUACAUGAACACAUUCCUGAGCAAGAGCACUGUCUGCUUCCCUCCUUUCAUCGCAUGUGUGCAGGACAUGUGCUUCCAGCAUAAAGGUCUGCAGCAUCUCGACCCUGCAGCCAUCAGCUCCACUUGCCUGGUGAGCCUCCAGCAGCCGGCUGGGAUCCUGCUCCUGGAGGAGGGUUUGUUACACACCACAGGACACGACGAACCUCCGUCCAAACGGUCACGAGGACGCAAAGAAAUCCCCCCCGACACCAAGAAGUGGAUCAACCUGGCUAAGCUGUACAGAUCUUUGGAGGAUUAUGAUGUCGUGCGCGGCAUCUUUGGAGGGAAAGUUGGGACCAAGUCGAUCACCUGUGCCGCUCUGCAAGCUGAAGCCAACUCAGACUUUGCAGAAGCUGUGAAGCUUUACAACGAGGCUCUGAACACCACGGAGUGGAGCGACGGCGAGCCCACAGCCUCAGAGAAGGAUUUCUGGGACGAAGCUGCGAUGGAGGCCUACGGUCACCUGACCGACUGGAAGUCUCUCCAGUACUGCUCCACGGUUUACAUCGAUGAAAACACUCCACCCAACCUGGACAGGAUGUGGUCCGAGCCUCUCAACCAGGAGAUGUACCUGCCCCACUUGAUCCGCAGCAUGCUGAAGCAGCUGCAGCUCGGGGAGACGGACCAAACUCUCCUCAGCUUCAUCGACAAAGCCAUGAGGGUGGAGGAGCACAAGAAGCUGCUGGAGAGUAAAUACAGCCAGGAGCUGAGCCUGCUUUACAUCCUGCAGGAGGACUACGACCGUGCUAAAUACUACACCAACAACGCCAUGCAGCUCUUCAUGGAGAAUUACUCCAGUGUUGAUACUCUGUUGACUCAGAGUCGGCUCACCACCCUGCAGUCUGUACAGUCCCUGACGGAAAUCCAGGACUUCCUGCUGUUCGUUAGAGGAGAGGUUUCUGUGAGUUCCCUGAAGCGGCUCAUCAGACUCUGGACUGAACGUUAUCCUGACACCAAGGCUGAUCCAGUGAACUUAUGGGAUGACAUCAUCACGUCCCGGUGUUUCUUCUUGGAUAAGAUCAGGGAGAAGCUGCGGGGCCACGCCCCCUCUGACAGCAUGGAGGUGGACGGCUCGGACGACGACAUCGACGCGUUAGUGAAUGACUGCAAGUUCAACAUGAAGCUGCGGAUGGCUGACAGCGCGUGGAAGCAGAACAACUUUCCUGUGGCCACGAAGCUGCUGAAGGAUCUGCACAGAGACGCUAAAACAGACAGACGCUGGCUGCUGCGCUGGGUCCACAGCUUCAGUCGAUACAGCCACAAACGCAGCCAGAGGCAGGGAGCCGUGGAGCAGGUCAACGCCAUGAUGAAGACCAUCCCUCUGCUGGAGGACCUGCAGGCCGACUGUCAGAGCGCUUCCGCCAAAGUGUUCAGAUACCAAAAGAUCCUCCAGGCUUCGUCCUUCCACAUCCUGGCCACGGCCCUGAGCAGGAGCCCCUCGGUGCUGGAGACCGUCGACGCGAAGAAAGCCGAGAAAGUUGUGAUGCUUUCAGGAACGGCUUGGCCAAAUGAAAACCCAAAGACAGUGGAGGUCGGGCUGCAGCUCAAAGCCCUGACGCUGCUGCGUGAAGCCUCCAGGAAGGCGGAUGAAGAGCUUCAGUCGUUCUCUCAGGAGUGUGUGGCGAGCAGCAGCAUCACUGAGACGUACAUGGCUUUAGCAAACUUCUGUGACAAAAUACUGCGAGACGAGGAGCAGAGGGAGACAGAGAGCCAGUUUCCCGACAUGUUGUCGCUGCCUGUUCACGUGGUGGAGAGCAUGUUGAAGGCUCUGAAGAUGAACUCUGAAGAAGCUCGACUGAAGUUUCCUCGUCUGCUGCAGAUCAUCGAGUCGUACCCGUCUGAGACUCUGGACCUCAUGACCAGAGAGAUGAUGUCAGUCCCAUGCUGGAUGCUGAUUGGCUGGAUCAGUCAGAUGGUGGCUCUGUUGGAUAAGCCUGAGGCGGUGGCCGUGCAGCACUGUGUCGGGCAGAUCGCUGAGUGUUACCCUCAGGCUCUGGUGUACGCGCUCAUGAUCAGCAGUGAGAGUUAUCAGUUUGAGGACUCGGCCACAGGACACAAGCAGCAACAGUUUGUCUACAGGCUGAGGAGCAUGCUGGAUAAAGGCGGAGCUGUGAAGAAGUUUGUGGACGCUCUGCAGCAGCUGACCAACCCCGACAUGAUAUUCAAGGACUGGUGGGAUUGUGUGAAGAAUGAGCUGGAGAAAGCGAGCUUCAAUGAGAAGCAGAUGACCCGCCUUUACGAGGAGAUGUACUCGUCACUCGGGGAUCAGAACGCCGAGGGACACGGGAAGUUUCGCAAGAAGUUUAUCCAGAGAUUUGCCAAAGACAUGGAGAAUGUGCUCGGUCCUAAAGGCGUCACGCUGUUUAAGAAGAGGAAAGACAGAAGCAGGGUGAAGCAGGUGGAGGAACUGGUUGCGUCCAUGAGAGGGUUUUAUCAGAAGGAACCCGGGAACCUGAAGGAGUACUCGCCGUGGCUGAGCGGAUUCAAAGCAGACGCCUUCAGUAACGAGCUGGAGAUCCCCGGUCAAUAUGACGGCAGGUCCAAACCUCUUCCAGAGUAUCACGCAAAGAUCACAGGCUUUGAUGAGAGGGUGAAGGUGAUGUCCUCUAUCCGCCAGCCCAAACGUCUGAUCAUCCGUGGGGACGACGAGCAGGACCACCCGUUCCUGGUGAAGGGCGGAGAGGACCUUCGUCAGGACCAACGCAUCGAGCAGUUGUUUUCUGUCAUGAACAUUUUGCUGAGUCAUGACGCCGCCUGUACACACAGAGGACUGACGCUGCGCACGUAUCAGGUCAUCCCCAUAAGCACCAGGAUUGGUUUGAUUGAAUGGAUGGAGAACACGUGCACGCUCAAAGAGUUCCUGUACAACACCUUGACUAAAGAAGAAGAGAAAAGAACAGAGGGGUCUGUAGAAAACUACAAAAAAUGGCUCUCGUCGUUUCAUCCAAAAGCACCUAAACCUGCAGCGAUGUACGCUCCGGCUUACAAGAAAGCCAAACGUAACGACACCGUGAACACCUUUUUGAAGGUGCUGCAGCAUUGGCCGACUGAUCUCCUGAAACGAGCCUUUCUGAAGAUGUGUAACGGCCCCGAGGCCUUCCUCUCACUGCGCUCUCACUUCAUCAGCUCUCACGCUCUGCUCUGCAUCAGUCACUGGAUUCUGGGGAUCGGAGAUCGCCAUCUCUCUAACUUCAUGAUCAACAUGGAGACUGGAGGAAUGGUCGGCAUCGACUUCGGUCAUGCAUUCGGCUCGGCCACACAGUUCCUCCCCGUGCCUGAGCUCAUGCCUUUCCGGCUGACUCAGCAGUUUGUGAAUCUGAUGCAGCCGUUAAAGGAGUCGGGUUUGAUCCAGAGCGUCAUGGUCCACGCCCUCCGAGCGUACAGGGCGGAGCCGGACCUCCUGCUCAACACCAUGGACGUGUUUGUGAAGGAGCCGUCGCUGGACUGGAAGAACUUUGAGCUGAAGCAGCUGAAGAAAGGAGGAACGUGGACGGAGGACGUGAACACUAAAGAGAUCAACUGGUAUCCUCUACAGAAGGUCAACUUCGCCAGACGGAAACUGGAAGGAGCCAAUCCAGCGGCUAUAACCAGUGAGGAGCUCAAGCUGGGCUUCGAGAAGACUGAAGCCUUCUCGGGGAUGCAGUCGGUGGUGUUGGGGACCGAGGAGCACAACGUACGAGCUCGUCUUCCUGCAGACGGCCUGUCUGUGGAGCAGCAGGUCGACUGUCUGCUGGACCAGGCCAUGGACCCCAACGUGCUGGGCCGAGUGUGGAUGGGCUGGGAGCCGUGGGUCUGAGAAGUUAGCGUUCACAACGAUUUAAUGACUUUGAAAAGGUUUGUGUUCAAAUAUGACGAGUUGAUUUUGUAGAUGAUGGUUAUGGGGUGGCACUGUGGGUGGUUGUAAGCACUGUCCCCUCACAGCGAGGAGGUUCCUGGUUUGAAUCCCCGUCUGACAGGAGUCUCUCUGAGGAGUCUGCAUGUUCUCUCCAUUCAUUUGUGGGUUCUCUCCUGGUCUUCCUCCCACAGUCCGAAGACAUGCUCGUUAGGUUAACUAAAUGUGAGUGUGUCUGGUUGUCUGUCUCUAUAUGUCUGCCCUGCGAUUGGCUGGUGAACAGUCCAGGGUGUAACCCCGCCUCUCGCCCAAUGACAGCUGGGAUUGGCUCCAGCCCCUCCGUGACCCCUAACAGGAAAAGCGGUUUAGAUGAUGGAUUAGUGGAUGAUGGUUAUGGUUUAAGGGAUCAUGGGAUGUUUGAGUUUCUUUUUGUACCUGUUGAAAUAUAAAUCUGUGUAACAGAAAGAUCACACUUAGUGAAAAAUAAAAAUCUUAAAGUCUGGA